Tarenaya hassleriana is the source of this 1255-nucleotide messenger RNA. Its product is annotated as probable enoyl-CoA hydratase 2, mitochondrial. The transcript is spliced from 8 exons. Gene Ontology annotation, biological process: fatty acid beta-oxidation. Gene Ontology annotation, cellular component: mitochondrion. The record is from RefSeq and is a predicted model, not a curated record. Gene Ontology annotation, molecular function: enoyl-CoA hydratase activity. The coding region runs from base 94 to 1011 and encodes 305 amino acids. Lineage: Eukaryota; Viridiplantae; Streptophyta; Magnoliopsida; Brassicales; Cleomaceae.
UUCAAGCAUUUUUUUUUUAAUCAGCCAAAAGGUUGGAAAUUAAUCUUGUGGGUUUCACCUUUCAAGAGAGAAGAUUAAAACUUUCGAGGGGCUAUGGGUUCGGCGGCGUGCUUCGUCAAGUAUCUCCGGCGAGACCAUCUCCUCAAUCUCGCCGGAAAAUCAUCGCUUGGCCGCAAUCACAUCCUCCAGAGCUUCCGGGCUCUCAUCAUCGAAUCCGCUCCCUCGGAAUCUGUCAAACUCAACCGGCUCUCUGGUUCCGAUUCCGGGAUUAUCGAGGUCAAUCUCGACAGGCCUACCGCCAAAAAUGCCAUCAGUAAGGAGAUGCUGAGAAGUUUGCAGAAUGCUUUCGAAACGAUAAACAAGGACUCAUCUGCUAGGGUUGUGCUGAUUAACAGCCUGGUCCCAAGGGUUUUCUGUGCUGGUGCGGAUUUGAAGGAACGUAGAACAAUGAAUCCAUCAGAGGUUCACGCGUUUGUGAACUCGUUGCGCUACAUGUUCUCAUUCAUAGAGGCACUGUGUAUUCCCACUAUCGCUGUAAUCGAAGGUGCAGCACUGGGCGGUGGACUAGAAAUGGCCCUAUCAUGUGAUCUUAGAGUCUGCGGCGAAGAUGCAGUAUUCAGCUUACCUGAAACUGGGCUUGCUAUUAUCCCGGGGGCUGGUGGCACUCAGAGGCUCCCGAGGCUGGUGGGAAGAUCAGUUGCAAAGGAACUCAUAUUCACUGGUCGGAAGAUUGAUGCAAGAGAAGCUGCACGGAUUGGGCUUGUCAACUUUUGUGUGAAUGCAGGCGAAGCUCAAAAUAAGGCACUCGGGAUAGCUCAGCAGAUAAACGAGAAGGGUCCAGUGGCGAUUAAAAUGGCGAAGAAAGCAAUAAACGAAGGCCUAGAAACAAACAUUGGGUCGGCAUUGGAGAUGGAAGAGAUGUGUUAUCAGCAACUCCUCAACACCAACGAUCGUCUCGAAGGCUUAGCUGCUUUUGCCGAGAAGCGUAAGCCCUUUUACACCGGUAAGUGAAACAUAUGCAUGAUCUGAGUUCCACACACACACACACAUAUAUAUAUAUAUAUGUGUGUGUGUGUACAUCUUAACUCUUGAAUAGAUGUGAAAAUAAUACGUUUAUGAUUCGGAUUGUCCUUAUAAAAUCUACUUUGUAGUUGAAUUCAUGUACUAAAUAAGAGGACAGAAUUCAGAUUCAGAAGCUUUGUACAUGGUAUCAGAGCAGCGUUGCGAUCUGAACUAUAUGUUUCUUUUUUUUUAA